AUGAAUACUGCUGGCGAGUUCUGUGUGACCAUUACACAGCCUAUGGUAGCCAGCAGAGAAGCAGAGCGCUGGGAUAGCAAGGGCUGGUGUCAUGGAGCGGGCAGAACAAGGGCUGCUUUCUCUUCCAGCUCAGAAGAUAGAGUAACGAUCCACUUUGUAAACCGUGAUGGUGAAAUUUUAACGACCAGAGGGAAAGUUGGUGACUCGCUGCUGGAUGUUGUGGUUGAAAACAAUCUAGAUAUUGAUGGUUUUGGUGCUUGUGAGGGAACUCUGGCUUGCUCUACCUGUCACCUCAUCUUUGAAGAUCACAUAUAUGAGAAGUUAGACACCGUCACUGAUGAAGAGAACGACAUGCUUGAUCUGGCCUAUGGACUGACAGACCGGUCACGCUUGGGCUGCCAGAUCUGCUUGACCAAGUCCAUGGACAACAUGACUGUGCGAGUCCCCGAAUCUGUGGCCGAUGCCAGACAGUCCAUUGACAUGAGCAAGAAGAACUCCUAAGAUACAAUAAAUAGGAAUAUUUUCAUGAAACCUGGCCUAUUUUUAUAAUUAUCGUUUCUUCGUGUAAUAAAAUGAGACCAUGCAUAAGUGGAUUUCUUACUGUAACCAGCUUUUCUAUUUUAAUUUAGCUUAUAUAACUAGAUUUUUGUAAUUCUGAAAGUAUAUAAUCUUUAUUUUGGUCAAAUUAUAAAAUGUCAGCCAAAUAUUACAGAAUCAUUUGUGACUGUUUAGCAACUCUAGCAAAAUAUUUUCAUAUAAAUCUAUAUGCUUACUAUGAAAGGCAAUUUUUUUUUUAAAGCGGUAUUACUGAUCCUCUUUGAUUUUGGUGAAGGCAGAGAUUUAAAAUGGUUUCUCUCAGGCCUUACAACUAAUUAGAAAAUCUGGAACCAUAACUCUGGUCUUGUUAUUCUGACAAACUAGAGAAAGUAUGACUAUCGUAUUUAUAAAAAGCAUUGGAAUAUGAAUGUGGAUCACAGAAACAUUUAAUUGCUUACUCUUACAGGCAGUUAAUAUCUUUAUAAAGAAAUGCUUUGAAUUUUGAUUUACUAAAGAGUACAGAGAUUGUAUACUAUAAAUAAAAUGUGGACUCUGUUCUAACCAGCGGUAGGAAUGAACUAAAACUCUGAUAUCUACUCUUUUCUGUUCUAAGUAGAAUGGUCUUUACAAUCUUUCAGAAAUAAUGCUGGCUUAUAUAUCCGUGCCUGCAGCAGAUUGGAAAGGGCCUUCUAAAUUAGACUCUCUCAGUCCUGAGCCAGAGGGUGUGAGCCGGCUACCUCACUCUUAAACAAGCUGCCCUGGUUACAGCGGCUUUGCUUCCAGCUCAGAGAUUCAGGUGCAGUUUUGAGUGGCACAGGUUACCACUUACUGUAGAGCAAACAUUUGUGUUCUUAUCUUUACUAUAACCGCUUAUUCAAAGAUAGGAAUGUGAACUUGGACUAACUGUGAAGAACAUCAGAAUUAGGUAACACAUUUAAAGACAUUUCUUUUUAAAUAUUUAUAAAUACUUGUCAAGUCAUGUCUCAUGUAAGACAUUACACCAGGGAAUACAGAAAUGGGCAUGCGAGGGAUGCCUUCAGAGAAAAGAUAUCCGGAAACUUCCCUUUUUCUUAGGUAAACCUCUGUACAAAUAACUUGUGUGACAUCAACUGACCAAUUUGCCAAAUAAAGAUACUUAUUUUCUAA
Messenger RNA from Echinops telfairi (small Madagascar hedgehog), 1683 nucleotides. It is a transcript of the gene FDX1, whose product is annotated as ferredoxin 1. The transcript is spliced from 4 exons. Bases 1 to 501 code for a protein of 166 amino acids. Gene Ontology annotation, biological process: positive regulation of oxidoreductase activity; P450-containing electron transport chain. Gene Ontology annotation, cellular component: mitochondrion. The record is from RefSeq and is a predicted model, not a curated record. Gene Ontology annotation, molecular function: 2 iron, 2 sulfur cluster binding. Lineage: Eukaryota; Metazoa; Chordata; Mammalia; Afrosoricida; Tenrecidae.